Photinus pyralis (common eastern firefly) is the source of this 5525-nucleotide messenger RNA. RefSeq names its product RIMS-binding protein 2. The transcript has 16 exons. Bases 125 to 4321 code for a protein of 1398 amino acids. Gene Ontology annotation, molecular function: protein binding. The record is from RefSeq and is a predicted model, not a curated record. Gene Ontology annotation, biological process: neuromuscular synaptic transmission. NCBI's taxonomy places the organism in Eukaryota, Metazoa, Arthropoda, Insecta, Coleoptera, Lampyridae.
GGAAAAUCAAUCGCGCGGCGCGCGCAAAUCGAUUUUGUUGUGACCUACUGAGUAUGCCGCCAUUAUAGAUAGAAUAGUGUCCGUCCGGUUUAAUUUCUUAAAAUUUAACAUCAAACACACGAUCAUGGACCUGGAGAUGCAACUGAGGGCGGCCGAGGCGAGGAAAACGGAAUUGGAGCGGGCGCACGCCGAGGCAAUGGCCGCGUUAAGAAACUGCGGGUCGGACCUGUUGGAGGCGAGACAGUCGAGGGUUAGGGAGCUGGAGAAGAAAGUGGCGCUCGAGACCGUGAGAGAAAGUUCCGAUUGUUGGGGACUUUUGAUGGGUGAAAGCUCUGCCUGCAAAACACUUGAAGAUGCACGUUCAAGAUCGUACUAUGAAUAUCGACCUAUUUUUAGAUGUGAAGAGCUUCAACUUGAGCUGGCCGCGUCGCAGAGAGGAAGGGUGCAAAUAUCGAAUCAGGCCAGUCAGUCUUGGAACACAACUAGUAAGGGUAGCGAAAUUGAACGGAUCAUGGCGAAAAUUGAGCAGGACAAUAGAAUUUUAGCCGAAUUAGAUCACAGCCGCUCGACCACGCUAGGUGCCGGUAUCCAGACGAGUGCGAGUAGCCACGCGCUUGGCGAAAGUAGUCCUCCGAUCUCCCCCAUCACAAUGUCUCACACAACUCCCUCGAUAUACCCGACGUCUACGCUGUGCGGACCCACCAGCAACUGCCCGCACCAAAGUCCGGCGUCACUAGGUUACCUUCCAUCCAGUAGCACCUACAACCCAAUACCCAUAUCUCAACAGUUCAAUAGCCUAACCAACCCCUACACCAGUAAGCCAAACCCGAUGGGUACAGCCUUUCAGCCGAUCGCCCACCACCAGCACCUCGGCGGUCUCGGCCAAAUCGGAUUAGGACAAACGCCUUUGGUACCAUCCGUUCUGGGUCAAACGUCAACAAUGGGACAAACCGGACUCGGACCGACAUCCGCAAUUUUAGGCAACCCAACAAUACUACCGCCGCCAUCAACUUACACCACGAGCACGAUAUCAAACCCAACCUUCACCCACUUAGUAUCAAACAACCCGACUUCGCUUCCUCAAACUGCGUUCAGCAACCCAUCCUAUAGCAACCAGGUCGCUAGCGCUUUGCCUCAGUACACGCUUCCGUACAACCCGAUCACAACGACAAGCUUUACGAAUAACGUUACGUUUUCAAACCCCUUAAGUUCGCAAUUUAACAACAUGGCCCUCUCCGGGCCGUCCGCAAUGUCAAUCAAACUAAAACCCUUUGAGGAAGUCGAAUUGGGAGCUGGACGUAGGGCAGCAACUCCAGUAACGCCGCAUCCACCGGCGUGGAGCCUAGGCUCCUCGUUGGGCAUGACCGACACCAGACCACUGUCGCGUAUGAUGCCCGACGGGCUCGACUCCGAUUGGGGCGGGAUGCACAGCACCGACCGCAGCUACCUCAACGGGCACUCGACCGAAGGACAGGUCGACAUGCUGGACAUACCAGGCAAGGGACGCUGCUCGGUCUACAUCGCCAGAUUCUCGUACGAUCCCGAACCCGAAGCGGAAGAAGAGCUGGCGGUACAAGCCGGCGACUACCUCCUGGUCUGGGGCGAACCGGUCGGUACCGCCGGCUACCUCGACGCCGAAACCCUGGACGGACGCAGGGGACUGGUACCGUCGCACUUUGCCCAAAGACUUAUAGGUGACGACCUGCUCGAGUUCCACCAGGCGGUGCUGACGACGCUCAGGGAGGAGGAGAUCAGCGCCGAAACGUUCGCGGCCGACAUACAGCGGCUCAACGAGAUCGCCGAGAUGUCGGAGGGGCAGGAGGACGACAAUAACGACGGGGACGCCGCUAGCUUAUUCGGAAACAAGGUUGUACUGCUAUCCACGUUAAAGACGACAAUAAUUCCCGCACCACGAAAUCUAACACUGGAACGUCAACUGAACAAAAGCGUGUUGAUCGGUUGGACGGCGCCCGACGUGGGGCCGGGCAAUCAGAUCGAAAGCUACCACGUGUACGUCGACGGUGUGCUUAAAACUACGAUAAAGGCGACUGAACGUACUCGGGCACUCGUGGAGGGUGUAGACAGUAACAGACCGCACAGAAUCAGCGUACGGUCCGUGACGGCGAAUCGGCGAACAUCGCGAGACGCAGCCUGCACGAUGAUCAUCGGACGCGACACGCACCAGCUCGGUCCGAGUGCCGUACGCGCCACUAACGUCACGGCCACCUCCUCCGUGAUCAACUGGUUGCCUGCGAACUCAAAUCAUCAGCACGUCGUAUGCGUUAAUAACGUCGAAGUGCGCACCGUCAAGCCAGGCAUCUACAGGCACACAAUAACCGGACUAACACCAAACACGCAGUACCGCGUGACCGUAAGGGCGAAACACCACAGGGCCUCGCAAAACGUAGCCAACCUAACCGAAGACCUCCCCAUGCCUGCCGCCGCACACACCGACUUCCGCACCCUACCGAAGGGCCUACCGGAUCCCCCUAGCGAAAUUAUGGUUGAACCAGGUCCCCAGGACGGUACGCUUUUAGUAACCUGGCACCCUGUCCAGCCUCCCCACCACCCCGGCUCGAUCGUGACCGGCUACUCGGUGUACGCCGACGGAAAAAAAGUGACUGAUGUCGAUUCGCCUACCGGCGAUCACGCCUUGAUAGAUAUAAGUAAAUUACUAGGCUUAAACCCCAGGCACGUCACCGUCAAGACGAAAGCGAGAGACAGUCAGUCGGUCGACUCGGUGCCGACCCCGAUUCCGGUCAGUGUCUUACGCGGAGGGGCGGUCAGAGCCCGGCAGCAACCGCACUCGGCUGUGCCGAUGCACAUGCGACAGCAACAGCAGCAGCGUCAACCUCAGGGGCAGCAGAUAAUCGAGCACGACGAAAACCUCAGCGACAAAGAAAUUUUCCCGACAACCGGAGUCCACCAGCAGCAAAGCGGGAUACCGUCAAUAGCGCAACGAUCCAUUCCAGAAAUCACGAAGGAGUCUUUCGAAACUAAUUUAUCAGAGGACGAGCUGCAGGAUCGUCGAAAUCCCAGGCAGCAGUACAUGCAGCAGCAGCGUCAGCAUAGGACGCCGCCCCAGCAGCGCAACGAGCAAACGCAGCAACCUUACUACCAGCAAGCUCAGCCGAACCCGAGGAACGUGACCAACAUGAGGACCGUGCAGCAGCGACAGGUGCCGCCUAGCCAGCAGCAGGCGCAGCAGCCGAGAGGCGCGCCGGGCGUCGCGCAGCCGACGACGACGACGCCGACCGCGCAGAAACGGGCGCGAUGGUUCGUCGCGCUUUUCGAUUACGAUCCGGCGACGAUGUCGCCUAAUCCGGACGCGUGCGAGGAGGAGCUGCCGUUCUCCGAGGGCGAUUCGAUUAAAGUAUGGGGCGAUAAGGACGCCGACGGGUUCUAUUGGGGCGAGUGUCGCGGUCGAAGGGGAUACGUGCCGCACAACAUGGUGAUGGAGGUCGAGGGGGGCGGGCAAAAUCGCGACCGUUGGGGGGAUAUUUACGCGAACGUUCCCGUUAAGCGGAUGGUCGCGCUUUACGACUACGAUCCGCAGGAGUUGAGUCCGAACGUUGACGCGGAGCAGGUGGAGUUAUCCUUCACGACCGGCCAAAUUAUCAACGUCUACGGCGAGAUGGACGACGACGGCUUCUACAUGGCGGAGAUCGAGGGCGUGCGCGGGCUGGUGCCGUCGAACUUCCUUACCGAGGCGCCCGACCAGUACGGCGGCAGCGGGCAGACGUCGCAGCAGAUGCCCGGCGCCGGUCGCGGGCAGAGAGGUCGCGGACACGGACCGGGCGCGCGCGGGCCCCCACCGCCGCCCAGGGAGAAUCCCGCCCGCUCGCUCAAAAGAGAUGCCUGCCCUGUGUUACCCUCUCAGUUAGACAAUGCUACCAACACUGCGACACCGAACACACAAGUCUUCACCGAGCACCAGGGGAGGGGGAGAGGGGAAAUGAUAGGGGCGGCGAGAGGUGGUAAUAUCGCCCAGGGCACCUCGCAGCAACCAACCAAUUACGCCCAACAAACGAUUAGCACAAACCCGACGAGCGUCUUCGGUCAACCGACGCCAUUCAGCGGACAGGCCGUUAGCCAGCAGCAGUUCGGCGGCGUGACGCGUCUUCAGCAACACAAGGGAGUACCGCAGGUAAUACCGACGAUCGGCGCGCCGCUUCAGCAACAGCAGCCGCAGCAACAGCAGCAGCAGCAACAGGGUCCCAAUCUGAUGCAAAAGCUAAACGAAAUAACGGCCCCUGGCGGCGACAUACUGUCGAAGGGGAAGGAACUAAUCUUUAUGAAAUUUGGACUCGGAGGAAAAUAACCAAAUACUCUCUCUCUCUUGUUUUUAUAGUGAUAUCAGCUGUUUUUGGAACCGCUUAUCGAAGCUUUUUGUAUCGCUCGAGAAUCUUAAAUUUUAAGACUUCGUAAUUUUUUUACAAUUACUUAAUUACCUACAUUUAAUGAAAAGAGAAGUGUUCAAUGUAUUAUAAUUAGAGAGGAACUCGCCUUUUUGUUUAGAGCCGAACGAGGCGAGUUCGGUUAAAGUGAAACAUUUCAGUAUUAUCAAUACAAAGUGACAUAUUCAACUAUAUAUUUGAGUACAAAUUCAAAUUUGACCAAUAACGUUAGCUAGUCGCUUAGUUAGCUCACAAUUUUCGCGUGGAACGUCGACGUUUUCGCGAGACGACAACUAUCAUCCCGACGAAAUCCGACUGAUCUCGCGUAAAACGGACGACGGGGACGGAUUCAAAAACAGCUCUGCCGGCACAACUCAACUAAAAAGUUAUUUCCAAAUUCUAGCUGUUACAGGCGUAAGGUAUUUAAAUCCAAAGUUUAGUUGACGAUGUGUAAAUUUUGUAUUUUUAAAUACGGUGCGCUACAAAUUUGUUGUGCCUUCUCCAUUUUUAACGCACAGCUAGUACUCCUUGUAACAUGUUGCGAAACCUAUAAUUAAGCACAAACUUGUUGGAACUCGUUACGUUUGAAAACAAAAAAAAAUUGGGCGAAUGUUAAAAGGACUCCUAGCCCGGGCACUGGUUCUUGUUUCGUUUUUUACAAAUUCUAAUGUAAGAUAUAAUGAAUUAUAUAAAUGUUGGUUCAUCCUUUCCUAGAUCCGGUCAGUGAUCUACGUACCUUCCUAUAUGUAUAUAUCUUUGCAAAACUGCUUAUGUGAAUAUUGUACAGGCUGAUAGCUGAUUUUACGUCAGUGCUUUUAAAAAAAAAAGCGACUUCGUAUCCAGGCACCGUUUCGCGCACCCUUGAUUUUGUAAUCACAAGAGCACUAGGCGUGUCUGUAUGUUGAGUCGAGCACGAGGUGAUAGCUAAAAUCAGACGCAGUUAAGUUUUGGGACAAAAAUAGUCUAUUAUAAGGUUCGUCCCAUGGUCACAUAUCAAUAAGAGGACCUGGAUUAAUUGGUGAAGCUACAGCUUGAGUGUUAUCUAACCUUCAUGUAUCAUACACAUUAUUAAUAUUGUACCAAAAAAUAAACGAUAAUAAACUUACAGCGUUAAGCUGCCUUAAUACA